Molecule: messenger RNA, 909 nt
Organism: Adineta steineri
Lineage: Eukaryota; Metazoa; Rotifera; Eurotatoria; Adinetida; Adinetidae
Source: the annotation of a GenBank genome assembly
AUGAUGGCUUCAACAAGAGUCUGUUUAUGGCUUUUAUUUAUAAUUAUGACACAAGUAGUCGGAGAAGAUACAGAAUCAAUAAUAAUGUCUUUAAUGAUUAAUUCCAAGUUUCAAUGUGCAAAUACAACUUGUUUAUCAUUCAAUAAUGUUAUUACAUCAAACAUUAGGAAUUGUCAAGUAGCCUGUUUAACUCAAAGUCAAUGCAGAGCAGCAACGUUUCAUCGAUCAACUUCUAAUUGUGAACUAUUUGGUAAUAUCUUGAACCAAAAUGGAAAUAUGUUGGCUGAUGUGGAUACUACAAGUAUGAGUGUUAUUAGUGAAACACGAUUUCCAUCGGGUCAUGGUGGAACAAAACGUCGAUUACAUGCUGCUAUAGCAUUAAUUGGACCACCAUUAGUAGCUAUUCUUGAUGAACCAACAACUGGUGUUGAUCCGAAUGCACGUCAACAAAUGCAAGAAAUCUUUUUAAAUGCUGUUAAAGCUAAAUUAACUAUUAUUUUAACAAGUCAUUCAAUGGAUGAAUGCGAACGUGUUUGUAAUCGUCUUGGUAUAAUGGUUCGUGGUCAAUUAGCUUGUUUAGGUACAAUUCAACAUUUAAAAUCUAAAUUUGGUCGUGGUUAUACAAUUGAAAUCAAAGUUCAUACAAUUCCUGGUGAUACAAAUGCAAUGGUAAUACAAAAUGUUCAAAGAUUUUUAUUAUCACAACGACAAUAUCAAAUUGAAGUUAAAGAAACAACACAUUCAACAGGUUUAUUUCAAUGUGGACAAAGUACACCGGCUGAAUUAUUUCAAUUACUUGAAGAAAAUAAACAACAAUUACAUAUUGAAACAUAUACAAUAUCACAAACAACACUUGAACAGAUAUUUUUAUCGUUUGGAAAACAAAUUCAAACUAGUACAGAUGAAUAA